Messenger RNA from Aureobasidium pullulans EXF-150, 918 nucleotides. RefSeq lists its product as uncharacterized. NCBI's taxonomy places the organism in Eukaryota, Fungi, Ascomycota, Dothideomycetes, Dothideales, Saccotheciaceae. The transcript has a single exon. The record is from RefSeq and is a predicted model, not a curated record. Bases 1 to 918 code for a protein of 305 amino acids.
AUGAGCGUCAACACCAGCCCCACUCAUGAGAACGUCCUGGAGAUGUUUGAGUUUUUGACCGCUUCGACUUCACUGAACCCGCCCUGUCUCGAGACGUAUAAUGCUUCCUCUUAUGAACUUCUAGAGCGUCGUCAAUUCACUGACAUGAUACAGCUAAUCAACCACCUUCUGUUUGUAGCCCGCAUGCAGCACAAUGAUCAAUUUGCUGCCGCCGUCGCAGGGAUCCUCGAGAGCUGGGUCUUGAGAGGUGAUCCCAUGCCCAACUCCUUCAUCAAUGAGUCUGCCGACUUGUUCGCCACCAUCGGCUACCACUUCCGUGUCAUGCAAUGGUCUGUUUCUGAACAGGCCGUUCAAGACAUGAUCGCCGCUACCAAAAACUUGACUCUGGACGAUGUUGAUCAUCCUCUAGAACUCAUAAUGGACGGCGCUCGCAUCCGCGAAGAUUAUCAUUCCUUCACCCCUUGGGCUAUGACUGCUUAUCCUGGUAUUUUCCACGAUUCUAAUGUGCCUGAGCAGUAUGUUCCUACACUCAACCCGUACAAGACUAAAAUCAAGCCUGACCACAUCUGCGUAGGCUUCCCCUGCAACUUCUGCACGAAAGUGCAAAAGGACUUUCUCGCCCACGAAGCCAAACACUGGGAACCCCAACCCUGCAUCUGCGCCCAACUCGAUCAAGAGAUCAUCGCCAAAGAGCUAGACAAGAAGAUCUGCCCACAAUGCGGCAGACUCUGCAUCGACGAAAACAGACGUAUGAUCCGUAAUUGGAAAGAUGCAGAGACUGGACAUUUGGUCAGAAAGUUCGGUAAAGUUGAUGAGAUGAAGACGUUUGCCAAUACUACUGCUAUUCAGAUGCAGAGGGAUGUUACCGUGCCGGAUAUGGGACGUCAUCUGGAUCUGAACACGAAGAAAUGGCAGUAA